CACUCCUGCCCGGCUAUGGCAGAGAGAAACAGGACGGUGGGCGAUAACACUAUUUAUAAACGCACCGAAUAGAAAUGCAGGCCAGAUAUCUGACCGCAACCGCCGAUCUCCUCUUGCGCUCAGACCGCCUCCGCCGCUAUCCCGGCCUCCGCCGUUCCGGAGCUCCGGAUUUCCCUCGCCACAUGAAUACUACCGGACUUACUCACGGAGCGCAGUUACAGCCAUUCCGCGGCCCUGUAUUCGCCGGCGCGUUCGACGUCUGUGUAGAUUACAGCUCGAUUUUCCGGGACACCGGCGCAACGGCGUCGACGGUGGCCGGAGCUUACGCGCUGGUCUCUGUUUUCAACGGCUUAACUCAGCGCAAUCUCAUACACCAGAACUUAAGCCGAAAGCUGGUCCAUAUACUAUCUGGUCUGCUAUUCAUGGCUUCCUGGCCUCUAUUCAGAGCUAAGUUUAGCGACUCAACAGGAGCACGCUACUUUGCUUCCGUAGUCCCCCUCUUGAAUUGUUUUAGGCUGCUUGUCCAUGGCCUUCAUUUCUCUCAAGAUGAAGUGCUCAUCAAGUCUGUCACCCGAAACGGAAAGCGAGAAGAAUUGCUACGAGGCCCGUUGUUCUAUGUGCUGAUACUGAUCAUAUGUGCUCUUGUCUUCUGGCGUGAUUCGCCUGUUGGAGUAGUUGCAGUAGCAAUGAUGUGCGGUGGAGAUGGUACUGCUGAUAUAAUUGGGAGAAGAUUUGGUUCUGCAAAAUUUCCAUACAAUCAACAGAAGAGUUGGGCAGGCAGUAUCGCCAUGUUCGUUUUCGGGUUCUUGAUAUCCAUGGGGAUGCUAGGUUACUUCUCAGCCCUUGGAUACUUUGACUUGGAUUGGAUGCCUACAAUGGAAAGAGUAGCACUUGUUUCUUUGGUGGCAACGGUGGUGGAAUCUAUACCAACCAAUGGAAUGGUUGACGAUAACAUAUCAGUUCCUUUAGCAAGCAUGCUGAUUGCCUCUUUAUGCUUUGGUUUCUAUUAGAAUGUGUGAUUUGGAGUAGUGUGUUCCUUCACGAUUUGUUUUUCAACCAAACAUGUUUUCUGGUUUCCAUUUUGUAAAGCUCGGGUAUAGUGUUGUUGUUGUUGUUGUUGGUUACUGAGUGAGAACACUUGUCCAAACAUGCUAGCUUAGGGACUCCCAAAACCACCUAGUUUAUGACUUCAUAUGUGGCUAUGCCUUCAGUUUAAAUCUAUCCGGCUUCCAUUUUAUGUGCGGCAUUUGUUCGAGUGGGUGUACUCUUCCUUCAAAAGAAGAAUUAUUGUUUGUAUGCGAUUGUAUUUGUGGAAAAGUGAUUGUCUUUUGUGGAAAGCAAUGAACGUUGCUACUCUUACACCAUAUGUAGUUUGAGAUUCGAAUGCG
This is a messenger RNA of Cuscuta epithymum, 1388 nucleotides long. NCBI's taxonomy places the organism in Eukaryota, Viridiplantae, Streptophyta, Magnoliopsida, Solanales, Convolvulaceae. The record is from the annotation of a GenBank genome assembly.